GGAUGAGCGCUUGUCGAGGCCCAAUCAGCGCUUUUGUGUUGCCUGCCGGUGCCGGGACUGGUCGUGAGGAGCUACUGCAGCGCUUUAGGAUCGUAAAGUGAACCCGGGAGCUCGAGGAACCUGAAGGGGUAGAGGCGAGUCAGGAUGGAGAGGAUGUCUGAGGAGGCUCUGAGGCUCAACCUGCUGAAGCGGGGCCUGGAGGCGUCCGACGAGCGCGAGGAGGCCCUCGCCAAGCGCCUCAAGAUGGAGGGCCACGAGGCCAUGGAGCGCCUCAAGAUGCUGGCGCUGCUCAAGCGCAAGGACCUGGCCGCUCUGGAGGGGGCGGCGGCGGCGGCCGCGGUGGCAGCGGCCGGGGCCCUGGGGGAGGGCAAGGGCCCCGGGGGGAGCCACGGGGGCCUGGCGAUGGGGCCGGCGUCGGCCUUCGAGGAGAAGGUGAACGGGAGCCUGAGGCUGGGGGCCCACGGCGGACCCAGCAAGAACGGGAAGGAGAACAUGCUGGACGAGCCCGUGGACAUGACCGCCAGGAGAUGUGAGAUGGACCGCGAGCGACGCACGCCGUCCCCAGACUGCAUCAUCCUAUCGGACAACGAGGCCUCCAGUCCGCGGGGCACCCCUCGCCCAGAGGAGAGGCUGCAUCAAGCCAACCUGGAGAUGUUCAAGGGGAAGACUGGCGAGGAGCGUCAGCAGAUGAUCAAGGCGCUGCGGGAGGAGCUGCGUCUGGAGGAGGCCCGUCUGGUGCUGCUGAAGAAGCUCCGGCAGAGCCAGAUCCAGAAGGAGAACGUCGUCCAGAAGGUGCCGGUGGUCCAGAAUACCCCCUCGUCCGUGCAGCCGUCCCCCAUCCACAGCUCUCAGGGGAUGGGCAAGCUCCCUGCACGCCCUGGCCUACACACCCCCGAGCCCCAGAACCUGCGUACCGCACAGGGUCACACAGUCAUCAGGUCAGGGGCCAACGCCUCCCUGCCUCCGAUGAUGAUGUCGCAGAGAGUCAUUGCCCCCAACCCGUCCCAGCUGCAGGGCCAGAGGCUGCCCUCCAAGCCUGGCAUGGGCCGCAGCAUCUCUGGCAGCAUGGGCAACACUGUCAGCUACCAACAGGCCUCCAGCCAGCAGAUGGCAGCCUCCCAGCGUUCAGGCUCCUCCGCCAUCUACAUGAACCUCGCCCACAUGCAGGCGGCGGCGGCGGCCGGCGGCGUGGCGGGCGGCGUGGGCCUGGGGGCCGGCGGGGGCGUGGGGGCCGUCAGCCCCUCCACCAUGUCCGGCAGCGGCGGCGGCGGAGGAGGCAGCUCCAUGGCCGACCAGGCCAGCAGCCAGGCGGCCGCCAAGCUGGCGUUGCGGAAGCAGCUGGAGAAGACGCUGCUGGAGAUCCCGCCUCCCAAGCCUCCGGCGCCGCUGCUUCACUUCCUGCCCUCCGCCGCCAACAGCGAGUUCAUCUACAUGGUGGGCCUGGAGGAGGUGGUCCAGAGUGUCAUUGACAGCCAAGGUAAACUGCGGGGGGCGCUCUCACGCAUGGAACCCUUCUUCUGUGCCCAGUGCAGGACUGACUUUACACCCCACUGGAAGCAAGAGAAGGGCGGGCGCAUCCUGUGUGAACAGUGCAUGACGUCCAAUCAGAAGAAGGCUCUGAAGGCCGAACACACCAAUAGGCUGAAGAAUGCAUUUGUCAAAGCCCUGCAACAGGAACAGGAGAUCGAGCAGAGGCUGCAGCAGCAGGCUGCAUUGUCCCCCAGCACGGCGCACACGCUCCCCAACGUCAGCAAGGCCGAGACCAUGAUCCGACACCACGCCCUGCGUCAGGCUCCCCAGCCGCAGGCCUCGCUCCAGCGGGGGCUCUCCACCUCCGCGCGGGGCGUCCUCUCCAACUUCGCCCAGGCCUCCCAGCUCUCGGUCGCUAGCGGCCUGCUGGGCAUGGCGGGGAAGCGCUGUGGCAGUGGAGGAGGCGGGGGCAGCAGUAGCAGCAGCAGAGCCCAGCACGAUGGCCGGCGCCAGAUCUAUAACAUCCCCGGGUUGAAUAUUGCCUACCUGAACCCAGGAGCGGUCGGGGCUCACAAGGGCUCCAGCUUAGCGGACCGGCAGCGGGAGUACCUGCUAGACAUGAUCCCUCCACGCUCCAUAUCACAGUCCAUCUCUGGACAGAAAUGAGCUCCCCCCCCCCACCCACCACAAUGCCCUUACUCCCCCAAAUCCCCACCCUACAAGGACACCCCUCACCUGCCCCUCAUGAGAAAACCCCCCUGACACCCCCUCCCCCAUCGCAUGCAGUGCCUGUCCGUGUGCCUACCUAACUGACCCGUGAGAACCACACAAUCAGCCAGACAAAAGAAACCGCGCUGUCAGUGCACCGCAAGCUUUCUAUAGCAAAAUACUCUUCUCGCAGAAAUCGUAUUGGUUAGUGCUACUAUUGUUGAAGUUGUUAGUGCUCAUUAUUAUUAUUAUAACUACCAUUAUUGAUUCAGUUACUCUUACUAUUAUGCUUAUUGUUAUGCUUAGUAGUGUUUCUUUUUUUUCGUUAAGGAGGGGUUACACAAUUGCAGGAUUGCUUUAGGUUUGGUUAGAUUUUCUUUUAGGGUCUCAACCCUUAAUAUUCUCCAUAAGGGUUCUUUAUUGUCAGGCUUUUUGAAGUCAUCAACUCCUGUAAUGGACUGGUUUCUAAUGACAUUUUUACACAGGAAAGAGACAAACACACUUCUAUUACAGAAACAUCCAAAAGAACCGGAUUGAACUGGUCUAAAACAUUUGAGCGGACCAACCACCAGGAUGGAUCCUAGCUAGAUAGUCUAACUUUGUUUGACAGUGUUAAUUGAAUUUGAACUUGAAGACAGAAUUGACACCAGAGUGGAUAAGUGGGCACUAAGGAGCAGUUAGAAAAGAAGAAAAAAAAUCAAUGAACUAAGCCCAGGAAAGUCUCCUGUUCUACCCAGUGGGACCUGCUGAGACACCGGAGGGGCCAUGGCCUUGGCUUGCAGAGAUGAGCGAGGAGAUUUCUGCCCCUAUUGCCCCAUCUCGCUACUCAGCACUGACUGCAUAAUGGGGCCACAAAAGCUGUCCCCAAUAUCACCUGUUGCCCCCUCAAUGCCUUCGCUUUCAGAGUAUGCAGAGACUUGAACCCUUUCUACUCAACUGUUCCUUGUGGUACCAUGUAUUUUUAAGAGGGCAUGUGAAACUGCCCCUGACCACAGACUGGAUAACAUUUUUUGUUUUCAUUUCUUUGUUUUAGGGCUUUCCUAAAUGAUGUUUUCUUUUUUGCGGCGUCUCUUGUUGAAUUGGCGGCAUAUCUGAGAGGUACUUGCCCCUGGAGACGAUAAUGAUGAAAAUUGCAAAAACAGAUGAAAACUAUUCAAAUAUCUAUAUGGAUAAUAUAUAGAUGCCUAGCUUGAGAAUAAAUUAGAUGGACAUGGAUAAUAUCUAUAAUGGGAGAGACAUGGAUCAAUCACCGUGUAUAGGCAAUGAGUUGCCUCAUUCUCGAGGAGCACUUUUUAGUAUCAAUUCAAAACGGUUGUUCAAGAGAGAGUUGGGAGAGAUAUCGAUAUAAGAUUUUUAAAUGUACAAGAAAACAUUUCCUAUUACAGUAACUGCUUCAUGCUUUCAGACGUACCUGUUUUUAUGUGAUUUAUUUUGUAUUUUUUUACCCCCAUUCACUUUUUUGACAUUUGACAAAAGCAUGAUUUAAUAACCUUGUCAAUGUUAACACAUCCCUGCUACUUCAAAGCAAUGACUGUUCAUUUCUUUCAUCUUUUUGGUAGUCUCUUAUGGAGUCUCUUGAAUCUACAGGUUAUAUUUAAGCAGUGUUCAGUCCAUGUGCAGUAUUACAUCGAGAGACAUACCAGAGGAAGUUAGAAGGAUAUGGUUUAAGGCUAGACGGCUAUUAGUUUGUUCAAAAUUUUGCAUUGCAGAUUUAGUUGUUCGUUCAGUUAUUUUCAGCAGUUGUAUUGGCUCUAACCACUUCAUCUUUUUGUUAUGCAGUCAAUGAAACCUUUUUGGCUCAAAAAUGUAGUUACUAGACUGAUGCCUCCUAUAGCACAUGAGGCACAUGUUUUUGGUACUUACGAUUGUUGAAUCUGGGACACAACUUCUGUGCAGAUGUAAAACCAAAGGACUAUGGAAAGGUUCAUGGAAACUGCAAUAAUAUUGGCACUUAAUGUCUACUCACUCACAUACUGUACCUUUUGAAGACCCCCAGUCAAAUGAACUAGUCUGCUGGUGUGCUAAUAGUGUUUUGUCAUUGUUUUGCAACCAGAAAAAACAACAACUAAAAAACUAUGUUUUAGGACAAUGUUGCAGGUAAUACAGGUUAAAUACUGUAUAAUACAGGAAAAAAAAUUACGAUACUACCUUGGAUUGUAUUUGCAGGUGCAAAUGUGUAAUUGAUGUAACGUACGUCACCUUAUCCACAUAUAUUAUUUGCUUCAAAACUGGAAUUGUAUAUCAAAAUCAUUUCUCUCUCUUACUCUCUCUUGCAGACUGAGAUGCAUAUUUGUAACUUCAAUUUGUUUAGUUUUUCAAAUGUCAACUCUUAGAAUUUUCAAAUGUAAUUUUUUUCUGAUGUCAAUAUUAAGUUAAUCUUAAAAGUUAUUUUGUUUGUUAUGAAGUUAAAAAAAAUCAAACAUAUUCAAACAAAAUUGUAUCGACUAAAAGAAAAAUGACACUAUUUGCUAUGUCAAAAGUAAUAAUGACUUGUACAUAAGCUUUUUUCCUCCCUUGGAUUGAAAAAAAAAGACAUUUAAAUGGUUGUAUAUUGUGUAGAAAAGCAAACAAAAAGCCAUGAAUAUUGUGAAGCUUGUCAUUUCGUUUUGUGAUCACUGUGUAUUAUUGUGUAACAAAUGUGCAAAAUGUAUGGGAUUAUUGUUCUUUACUUUCUUUUAGGUGCAUUUUUUUACCCAUUUUCUUUUCUUUUUUUUCUUUUGUAUUUUUUUUUGUGAUUAGUGUCUGCAGGAAAAGUGAUCUUUGUUCUGGUGAAAAGUUUGAUCUAUUCCACAGGUUUACUUUGGUGUUUUUUGAGAACAGAGGUGUUUUUCUGUCUUUUCUUUUUGUUUUGUUACACAAGCCCACCCCCUUUCCAAAAUGGAUGUGGCAUGGAUCAAACUACCGUCAGUAUUAUCCGCAUCUCAUUGUGAGAGAAUUCACUUUUGUAUACAAACGGUGAAUGCUUUUUCAGCUAUAAAUUGGGCUGCAGUGCUACCUGCACGAAUGUCCCAUUGUUUUACAUUUUCUUGCACCAGUUGUCAACAUGAAAAUGGAUGGGAAAAGUUCUGCCACCAUACAUAUUUUGAUCUUGAAGCAGAUGGAUCUAAAUUAAUUAUUGCUUGCUGCCUGCUUCAAUGAGAUUUGAAUAAUUUGACAAUACUGACACUGUUAAAGUUGUUAACCUGCAUGGGGUAUUAAACAUGACCUGGGGGACUGAUCACAUUUCCUUGCUAUACAAAUGUAUUACGUUGUAUUAGUGAUAUAAUUUCCUAAUGACAUAUUAGCUAUUGUUGCAAAUACAGGGAACGUUUUUGAAGGGGUGGGUGGGUAAUAUAAUCGCAAAUCAUUUUCUAAAUUUAAAAUUGAAAUGUUGAAGGUUUUUUAUUGAAUAAACUACAAAUCCUCAGUUUAAACAUUUGCAUAAUUUCGAUAUUGUAAAUUGAGUUUGUGGGAAAAAAAUACUCAGUCUUUAAACUGUAUCAAUUGAAUGAGAUAUGGGGUAGGAGUGGAAAAUAUUAAAAUUAAUAUGAUAAGAGAUUAAACGAAGUCUUUUUUGUUUUGAUUUAGUCAAUCCAGACCUUUUGCACAUGUUCCUUGGUAUUUAACUGUCUUAAAAAUAAAAAAAAAGGAUAAGAAAAAAAUACUAUAUGCUGUUUGAAUACUGCCAAUUGAUUAAUAACAAUUAUGCAUUGACUGAAAAAAUAAGCUAAUUUUUGAGGAAAUAACUUUGUAAUAUUUAUCUCUUGCAAGCUAUGUUUAAUAAAGGAUGGAACAGUUUA
Molecule: messenger RNA, 5957 nt
Organism: Hypomesus transpacificus
Lineage: Eukaryota; Metazoa; Chordata; Actinopteri; Osmeriformes; Osmeridae
Gene: gatad2b
Product: GATA zinc finger domain containing 2B
Exons: 11
Coding region: 145-2136 (663 amino acids)
Biological process (GO): negative regulation of transcription by RNA polymerase II
Cellular component (GO): NuRD complex
Molecular function (GO): sequence-specific DNA binding
Source: RefSeq, a predicted model, not a curated record